Annulohypoxylon truncatum is the source of this 513-nucleotide messenger RNA. RefSeq names its product membrane-associated, eicosanoid/glutathione metabolism protein. The record is from RefSeq and is a predicted model, not a curated record. Lineage: Eukaryota; Fungi; Ascomycota; Sordariomycetes; Xylariales; Hypoxylaceae. The transcript has 2 exons. Bases 1 to 513 code for a protein of 170 amino acids. Gene Ontology annotation, cellular component: membrane.
AUGACAUCCCAGCCCGGUCUCCAUCUCCCCGUCACGGGAGCCUUCGCGCUCCCCUUCGCAGCAUACUACAUCUUCCUAUCGGGACGCGUCGUACGCCAACGCCUGAAGUACGGCGUCGCGAUCGGGGACCGCGUUCCCCCCCCUCCCCCAACCCCUAAUUCCCCUAGCCCCACCUCUCCCCAGCCCCAAUACUCCAACAAAACAACCCCCUCCGGAAUCCACACAACCAACGACCCGCUGCACCUCCUAACCCGCGCGCAGCAGAACUUCGCCGAAUUCGUGCCCCUCGCGCUCCUGCUCGCCGUCGUCGCCGAGCUCAACGGCGCGGGACCGGCGGAAGUGCGGGCGGCGCUGGGGACGCUGCUCGCGGCGCGCGUGCUGCAUGCUGAGGCGGGGAUCCUGGGGCCGGAUGCCAUGGGGCUUGGAAGGCCGGUGGGGUUUUAUUCGACUUUGGGGGUUUUGGGGUAUUUGGGGUGGCUUGGGAGUGGGUUUGGGUUUGGGGGGUGGUUGUGA